Messenger RNA from Colletotrichum karsti, 1575 nucleotides. Its product is annotated as major facilitator superfamily transporter. Gene Ontology annotation, biological process: transmembrane transport. The record is from RefSeq and is a predicted model, not a curated record. The transcript is spliced from 3 exons. NCBI's taxonomy places the organism in Eukaryota, Fungi, Ascomycota, Sordariomycetes, Glomerellales, Glomerellaceae. The coding region runs from base 1 to 1575 and encodes 524 amino acids. Gene Ontology annotation, molecular function: transmembrane transporter activity.
AUGGCCCUAACCAACCAGAAAAGCCCUCGCAACCCUGACGACUUCCCCGCCGCACAGCUCUUCCUCCUUGCCAUCGUCCGUCUUGCCGAGCCCAUUGCCCUCACAUCCAUCUUUCCCUAUGCUUGGGCACUCGUUAAGAGAUUCGAGAUUGGCAAUGCUGAAGAUGCAUCCUUCUACGCCGGCCUCCUCAUCUCCUCCUUCUCCCUCGCGGAGGCCCUGAUGGGCAUGUACUGGGGUGGUCUGUCUGAUCGUAUCGGACGCAAGCCCGUACUGCUCUUGGGAUGCAUCGGCACCAUGUUCAGCAUGGUCAUGGUCGGUUUCGCCUCCAACAUUUGGAUCGCCUUGAUCGGCAGAGCCAUUGGCGGUCUCCUCAACGGCAACAUCGGUGUUAUUCAGACCAUGGUCGGCGAGUUGGUUACCAAGCCAGAACAUGAGCCUCGCGCUUUCUCGGUCAUGCCGUUUGUGUGGUCUAUCGGUACAAUCAUUGGUCCCUUUAUUGGAGGUACCUUUGCCAACCCCCACGAUGCCUUCCCCAACGUCUUCCCUGUUGAUGGAUUGUUCUACCGAUACCCCUACCUGCUUCCCAACCUCGUCUGCGCCGCCCUGCUCUUUGUCAGCAUCAUCCUCGGUUACUUCCUUCUGGAAGAGACUCACCCCGAUAUGCAGCCCCGCGUUUCCCUCCCAGAUGAGACCUUUGCGUCGGAAGAGACUCCCUUGUUGGAGACGAUGGAUGCUAUGAAGCGACCGGCUGUUGACAUGAGAGACGAGAACUACGGCACCCUCCGAGGCCGCGAUGUCCAGAACGCCACCAAGAAGUUCGAGCCUUACAACAUCUACACCAAGCCCAUCAUCUCGCUCAUUGCCGCCCUCUGCAUCUUCACCUACCACUCGAUGACCUACGACCACCUUCUUCCCAUCUUCUUCGAAGACGACCGCGCCUCGUCCGAUCCCAUGUCCAUCCUCACCUCCUCCUCCAGCCCGUUCUACACGCCCGGUGGCUUGGGCCUGUCCCUCCGUGCCGUGGGCAUGAUCAUGGCCGUCAACGGUGUCAUCGCCUUGUUCGUCCAGGCCGUCAUCUUCCCCUUCGCCGCUGAGAAGCUUGGUGUCUACCGCCUGUUCAUCAUCGUCACCGUUCUGCACCCGAUUGCCUACGUCAUGGUCCCGAACCUGCUGUUCCUUCCCGACUCGAUGCUCUACGCCGGCAUCUACGUCUGCCUGGCUGUCCGAAACGUCCUCUCCAUCAUCCUCUACCCUCUCCUUCUGAUCUUGAUCAAGGAGGCCACCCCGGACCCCAAGGCUCUCGGCAAGGUCAACGGCCUGGCAGCAAGCGCCGCUGCCGGCUUCCGCAUGAUCGCCCCGCCCGUUGCCGGAUGGCUGUACACGGCGGGAAGCAAGGUCGACUGCACUGCAUUGGCGUGGUAUGGCAGCGCUGUGGUUGCCGUCUUCGGCGCGAUCCAGUGCUUCUCCGUGAAGCGCGAGCGCAAGGACGAGCUGUUUGAGGAGGAGGCCCAACCCAUUCUGCACAAGAAGGAGUCCCGCGUGUCAGUCACUGAGGUGUUUUCGGACGACGAGUGA